CGCCGAUUCUCUGAUCCCGUCUUCGCGAGCCGAAAGCCCACGGUAUUCCUGCCUCCGCUAUCUUCUCCGACUUCGAUCUUGUCCGGUGCCCGUGAACGAGAAGUAGGAUUUAUCCGAGUCAAGAUGUAUGGGAGACUCGCAGCCCAGCUGUUCAGAGAACUAGCAUGCUCUGAAGCUGGACAGGUUGCAGCUUUCAAUGGUGAUACAUUUGAUGAAGUUACUAAAGAAUGUGAUGAGCACAACUUGCAACUCCAGUCCUUGAUCAGGGUAAAGUGGCAUGCAUAAUGGAGUUCCAGUUAUGUUGCAUACCUAAUUGAAACGCACAACUAUAGUUGAAGAGCUCCGGAAGCAAAGUGUGGAGAAGUGAAAGCGUGGCUGGAGCUGGGAAUGCUUCUGGGUCAGGUAUGGUACAUGCUCCAUCCAUGGUCUAAAUUGUUCAGCAUUAGAAAAAGCACUCGUGGUCCCAGAGAAGCAGGACCAUCAAUCAGUUGCCAGGGCCCAUGUGCUGCACUCGCUACAUCUUUUUGGUUGGUCCAAUCAAAGCCUUCCAACUUUGGAUUUGGGGGACCAAAUGGGUUGCUUUCUUUAUGGGCUUCCACAUUCUCACUUCUUGUGGCUCCAUGGGUGCAGCCAGAAAGGAUCUCGUAUCUGAAAAUAUAAGUCAUUUCACCAAAUAUAAGCUAUUUCUCUUCUUCUUUUUUUCUUUUUUUUUUUCUGACCACAGUUUUCUAGCCAAAUUGAGUCUUAAAAGAAAAUGGAAAGAAAACGGUCCUAAAAGAAAAUUAGAAUAAAACAGUCAGCUCGGCGCCGAGGAACGGCUUCAUGUGUAAAAAUGUUUGAUGGCCCACGAUCCCUGAACCUUGCUCUGUUUUGACCCUUGCAAAACGGUCACAGCGACGUCCUACCAGCCCUUUUGAGGAGUCUAGCGUAAUGCCCCUAUCAGUUGGAAGUUGGAACCACCAAUUACUUGAUGCCAUGUUUUCUUUUAGGGAGUGUUUUCGAAGCUAAGGAUGUUCUGGUUUGCCCUCUACCUUCGUAUCGGCCAUUGCUCUUAAGCGCCACCGUCUCUUCCUUUUGAUUUUAUCCAUGAUCGGCAACAUCCCCUUUUAUGGUUAAUGCUUAAUUACAUAGGUAAUGGCUCAGGGCUCAUAAACUAUUUCUUAAAAAAAGAAGCGGGAUGGGUGAUCGAGACGAAUAGUGCAAGUCAAGCGACAUCCAUGCGUGUUUGGGCUUCCCUUCCGAGUAGGGAGUGAUCCGUAGUAGACGUUUUAUUAAUUAUUUUCGCAGGAAUGGCGGAGCCCUUUGUGUCGAUGGACUUGGGCUCGAAGGGCCCAAUUGUUUCGAAAACCCAGAACCUCCGGAAACGAUCCGCUUAGAUUUCUCUAGAACCUGGUGUUGAUUCUUCUUGGAUACCGUCAUCAUGCCUGUAGGGCUGCUUUCCCGUGGCGGGGAAGCUUUCCUACUGAGAUAAACAUUGAUUAAACCGAGUACACGCUUGGAUUAGCUUCCCAGCUGGCACAAAAUUUCGCACAGAAAUAGGUAAAUACGGAUACCAUGUCGUGGCUUAGGCGUAUCAGACGCGCACGUCCUACCAAAUUUAUCGGCAACGGAAAUACUUAAACAUGAUUUGCAGCUUCUGUGGAUGGUGUCAAAAGAGGGGAAAAAAAUCUGUAGACUUAGAAAGAAAUAUGCGACAUAUAUGAUUGCAUGCAAAAAAUCAAUGCGAACUUCAGCCAUAACAAUAUGACCACAUAAAACAUCACGAGGAUGGUGACGAAUUAAGAUAAAUGCGUUUCUAAUCAACAUAUUGGAUAUGGUGGUCAAAUUGGUGCCAAUGCUUAUCUGCUAAUCAAUGUAUGGGAUGGAGGGCCACAUGCUUGGUGAAAUCGGAUGGGCAGAAUUUCCAUCACGGGAAUAGAUGAUUAUGAGAGUAAGAGUGGGGACAGUACAAAUACAAUCUUUGAAGGAAAAGAAGGCAAUUGCUUGGCUGCAUGCUGUGCAGUCCUUUUCUUUCCAUGGCUCUAUUUGAGUAUAGAAUGGAGAAAAUCAUGUUUAAUACGAUUUAAGAUAGGUGUUAGAUGGAAUCAUAAUGAGCGCUUAAUUUGAUAGCCUCUAGAUUCUAAGCAUAAAUUAUGAUGCAUUAAAUUAUUGCGGCGACUCUUGAUGCUGCGAGGAGGCUCAUAAAACAUGGUCACUUUGAUACGCUAGCCCUUCAAUAUAUAUAUAUAUAUAUAUAUAUGUAUGUAUGUAUGUAUGUAUGUAUGUAUCUCUCUUAAAAAAAAAAAAAAGGCAAAAAAAGAAAAUGUAUUAGACCUUAAAAAAGGGAGGUGGAGACGGUAAAAACAGCCAGCGCAUCUCAUGAGUUGGAUAGCGAUUCGCCUGCCCUCGUGAUUGCAUCCAUUUCAUACGAGAUUAGAAUGCAAUUAAUUCCCCAGGGCCGCUGAAUCCGAGUGCUCCGUGGCACCUGAUAGACUCAUCGGGCAAUAAAUUAUCUAAAUAUCAAAAAGGGAAAUGCCCUUAAAUUGGAGGAGGAGAUCCAUCGGAGAGAGCGAGACGGGAGCGUCUGUUGGCGGUGGUCGAUCCCUCGAUCCACGCCUUCCAUUUAUUAGCCGUAGCCGCAAAUAUUUCAAAAGUGAAAAAAAGGGCGCUCUCGCUCUCCCACUCACGGAGGGCUUGCGCGAGGGCUGGCGCCAGUAAUAAUAACGUCCAUGGCCACCCCCAAGUCCAACCUCCAAUAUAUAAAAAAAAAACGGAGGAAGAAAAAGGAAAGAAAAAUGAUAUGGAGCAGCCCCCACAAGGGCAAGGCCUUCUCCACUUCAUAUGUGCAGGAGGCCCCCCCUUGUACCGACCAGAGGAUCCUAAGAGGCACCACUGUCUUCCAUUAGCCCACCGUGGAGCCUCCGCCCUCCAUCCCCUUUCAUUUCUGGGUUCCUGGGCCUCUAGAUCCCUCCGAAGAGCUCGCUUCCUCGCCCUGAGGAAGCCCGGCCGCAGGCUUGCAUUCGACGAAUCAGGGGAGCUCGAGAUGGAGGACGUGAACGAGGGUGGCCUUGCCGAUCGUGGCUUCGACGGCGUUGUUGCACAAGGCGAGACCUUCGUCGAUUCGCUGGAGGUUGAGAGCCAUGGGAGCAGCAGCAGUUCGACCUCCGAAACCUCCUUCGGUGAAGAGCCACAAGGCCGCAUUAGCGGCUCCGACGAAUCAUCCAAGCACCCGGCGACAUUGGGUUGGGCAAAGCAGAGUAGCGUGCAAUCUCAUCUAGCUGCCAAUGUGGAGAAAACCCAACAGGACGAUGAGAGAAAACCUAAUGUUUCUUCAGAGAUUGAGAUGAUGAAGGAAAGAUUUGCCAAGUUGUUGCUUGGAGAAGACAUGUCGGGUUCCGGGAAAGGAGUGUGCACUGCACUGGCUAUUUCAAAUGCUAUUACGAAUCUCUGUGCCACGAUUUUUGGGCAGCUUUGGAGGCUAGAGCCUGUGACCCCUCAGAAGAAGUCCAUGUGGAGAAGAGAAAUGGAGUGGCUUCUCUGUGUUAGCGAUCACAUCGUUGAACUGAUACCCGCUUGGCAAACAUUUCCUGAUGGGAGCAAGCUUGAGGUCAUGACUUGCAUGCCACGGUCUGAUCUAUACGCCAAUCUUCCGGCGCUGCGCCAACUAGACAAUAUGCUCCUUGAAAUAUUGGAUAGUUUUAGCGACCCAGAAUUUUGGUACGUCGAUCAAGGAAUAGUAGCAACUGAUUCUGAUGACUCAGCCUCUUUCCGGAGAACUCUUCACCGUCAAGAAGAGAAGUGGUGGCUUCCCGUACCUCGUGUCCGUCCUGGUGGUCUCCACGAGCAGACAAGAAAACAAUUGCAGCACAAACGUGAAUGCACAAACCAGAUAUUGAAGGCUGCAAUGGCAAUCAACAGCAAUGCUUUGGCUGAAAUGGAAGUUCCUGAGUCAUAUCUUGACUCGCUUCCAAAGAAUGGAAGAGCAUGCCUAGGUGAUGCGAUAUAUCGCUAUGUUACUUCAGAUCAAUUCUACCCAGAAUGCCUUCUUGAUUGCCUUGAUUUAUCCUCCGAACAUCAGGCUCUAGAUAUUGCCAACCAUGUCGAGGCAUCAAUCUACGUGUGGCGUCGGAGAGCAUUUGCCAAGCCUAUAAACAACCCAAGCCACACUGGUGCUAAAUCAUCCUGGGGCAUGGUCAAGGAUAUGAUGAUGGACACGGAGAAGAGAGAAUUGCUUGCUGAUAGGGCCGAGUGCCUCCUAUUAUGCUUGAAGCAGAGGUUCCCUGGUCUCACACAGACAACCUUGGAUAUGAGCAAAAUCCAGUUCAACAAGGAUGUUGGAAAGUCCAUUCUAGAAAGCUAUUCCAGAGUUCUGGAGAGCCUUGCGUUCAACAUUGUGGCUCGUAUUGAUGAUUUGCUUUAUGUCGACGACUUGAGCAAACACUCAGAUCAGUUCUCAUCGGUUCCCAUGGUCGGUGUUGUUGCUCACAAGAAAGUUCCACUUCCAUACUUGGUGCCUGCCGCAAACACUCCAUAUGCAUCUGCUUAUGCCGCACCUAGCAUCUCGCCCCCAGAUUUAAUAAGUUCUGCAAAGGGAGAGAGGACCCCAUUUAUCAGCAGAAAGUCUUAUAAUCGUGGAUUCGGCGUGAAAAAAGUUUUGACAGAUUAUCUUGGAGUUGAAGUGGGGGGGAAAAACACAAGCGAUAUGGUCGAGGUAUCAGCACCUGUAUCAAGCAUGAACCUGGAAGCCUCAGCUUCCUGAACGCCAUCCUAUUUCAGGUCCCUUGGAAUGUAAAACAAACACGUGAUGCUUCUCACGAGUGUUGUAGGAACAGAAUUCUCUGUGCUGGAUCGACAGUUGCAUAUUUGAGUGUGGUAUUGUAGCAAUUAGCAAGCAUUGUCCCAAAGCUGUAUGAAGAACACCGAGAGAGUAUCAUGUUACCGUUUGAAAACAAGUCUUUUAUUCUGCUUUUCUUUUCCCUGUUUUUUGGAAGGAAAUGUAUCUCUUGUAGCUGGGUGUGGCAUUUUCUAAGCAUGAAUCGAAAAGGAAUCUUAUAUCCUCAGGAAGAGUCUUGACACAUGAAUUAAGCCUUCUUUUGAAGGACUCA
Molecule: messenger RNA, 5084 nt
Organism: Phoenix dactylifera (date palm)
Lineage: Eukaryota; Viridiplantae; Streptophyta; Magnoliopsida; Arecales; Arecaceae
Source: RefSeq, a predicted model, not a curated record